Molecule: messenger RNA, 7044 nt
Organism: Struthio camelus australis
Lineage: Eukaryota; Metazoa; Chordata; Aves; Struthioniformes; Struthionidae
Source: RefSeq, a predicted model, not a curated record
GGGAGAAGGAAGAGUGUAGCCAGAAAGAUUCGCCCUGGGACAUUUGCAAAUCCUAGGGUGCCACUGAAAGGGGGGGAGUAGGAGAAAGGCAGAGCGACAGAAAAGCGGAGCUACUCCCAGCAGCAACAGCAGCAGCUGUCUGGAACUGGAUAUAUACAUACAUGCGUACGUACAUGCACACACAGGGGGAAUUCAAGCUGAAGCUAAUGGCAGGGAGAAGGGGUUUCUGCUGUGCAAAGGGCUGUGCGUUUCAGGGAUGAAACUAAAAACUGAAAGAAGCGGCAGCGCUCCUGGGAAUGUGUCAUCUUGGAAGGGAGGGAGGCAGGAAGGAAGGAAGAAAAGGGGGAAGAUAACUGGCAUGUGGAAGAAGAUGGGAGCCUAAUUCACUGCUGUGCAGAAGGGAAAUUCAACUUGUAGAUCUGAAAUACACGAGGCUGAGCUUGGAAAUGAGAUCGGACCUGCGCUUGAAAUAGAGACAGAGGAAAAGGGAGGCAGAGACUGGAGAGCUUUUAUCCUUCCCCCUCUCUCUCUUUCCCCUCUCCCCAAAGAAGAAACAGAAGUUUAUGCGUCUUGGUGCUGCUGGAUCUUUAUAGCUGCUGGACAAAAGAUGGAGAGGAAGCUGAAAUGAAGAGCAAAGGGAGCCCGGUGCUUGUGAAAUCCAGAGCUAAGAGGACAAAUCACGCCUCCCCAGGGUUCUUUUGUGCCCCAUCGGGGGAGUUUUAACAUCAAAAAGAUUUUGAGAAAUGUGGGGGGGCAAAGGGGAGAGUGGGCGUUAAAAACACGCGUCCCAAGUGUUUAAAAAAUAACGAGGGGAUGGAUUUAUUCUUGACAGCUGGUGGGAACCUUGAAUUUUUUCCACUCCCUCCCUCCCUCUAUUCCAUUUACUGUGAGAUUAUGAAAAUGCAGAGGAGUUGGAGAGAAGGCAAAAGGAUAUAACGUGGAGUUUGAAGCGAGGAGAGGGUGCUGAUGCUGUGGAUUGCUGGCUUCUUGCUGAAAUCAAAAAUCCAAUUGCGCACUGGGUUGUGAUUGGAAAUCUAAUCAGAUCUCUGGAGGGGGGGAGAGAGACUAAAAGUUUAUUCUUUUGAUACACACAAAGAAAAAAUUAAAUGCAAAAGGAAGUUCUCUGCUAAAGGAGUGUGAGGCAAUAGGGAAAACAGAAGAAUGGGAACCCCCGUUCUAAUGUGGAGGCGCACAGAUUGGAUAAUUGAUAGUGCAGCAAAGAAGGGGGAAGAAGAAAAUUGCCUGGCAAGACCUGGAUCUUAACAGUCACAACAAAAUUACAUUAAAAGAAUACAGAUGGAGGGUUCCUUAAAGAGAAAUACAGCCCUUUCUGCUCUCCUGAGAAAAACUAAAUAGUGAGCAAUGGAGAGCAGAGGAGCCAGAGAGGCAGAAAACCUCAGAAAAAGGAAACUAGGCAAAGGAUGCACAGUGGAAUGAAAAGUUUCGGAAAGGAGAAGGACCAUUCAUCCUCAGCAAGGGUUUUGUUUUUUUCUUGUUACUUUAAACCCCUCUUCUCCAGCAAAGGCAAACAUCGAUGCUACUACCACUACAGCAAUUUUAAGCAGAAAACUUGAAAGCGACAGAGAAAAAAAAAGGACAGAGAAGAAGAAAGAAAAAUUGCUGAAGGAGAAGGAUUCAGCAGUGUUGGCUUUGGAUUGGCACCUCUAUGGACUCAAAGUGAUUGGAAAUUGCGGUUGGAUAUAUUUUAUUUUUAUUUUCCUUUCUUAUUUUUAAUUUCGGUUUGGUUGCUGAAAUGAAAUAGUUUUCCUAACCCCUCCCCCACCCUGUUUUUUUCAUAACCACUCGGAUUUCCAGCUGGAUAGUCUUUGAGGAUACAGGUGGAUGCUCUAGGGGGGUCCAGGCAGCUCUGUGGAACAGUCUCCAAUGGGCUAGUAGGAUGAGAAUGUCCAGGGGUAGUUUGGGAAAUGAGGAGAAGCAUCAUCUCCCCAGACGGUAAAUCUACAGCAAAGGAACCCUGUGUAAUUCACUGCACAGAAUGAAAAGACAACCUGAAGUUAGUACUUGGGCUAUUCAAACUCCAGAAGGACCAAUACCAAAUAAAUUAUGAAUGUUGAACAAGAUGUCCUUACAUCCACAGCAGAUAAUGAUAGGUCCUAGGUUUAACAGGGCCCUAUUUGACCCCCUGCUUGUGGUGCUGCUGGCUCUUCAGCUUCUUGUGGUGGCUGGUCUAGUGAGGGCUCAAACUUGUCCUUCAGUCUGCUCCUGCAGCAACCAGUUCAGUAAAGUGAUUUGUGUACGGAAAAAUCUGAGAGACGUGCCAGACGGCAUCUCCACCAACACCAGGUUACUCAAUCUCCAUGAGAACCAGAUCCAAAUCAUUAAAGUGAAUAGCUUCAAGCAUCUAACAAUUGAAAUAGGGGCUUUCAAUGGUCUGGCCAAUCUCAAUACUUUGGAACUCUUUGACAAUCGUCUGACCACUAUCCCAAAUGGGGCUUUUGUAUACCUAUCAAAACUGAAGGAACUGUGGCUGAGAAACAACCCCAUUGAGAGUAUCCCUUCUUAUGCUUUUAACAGAAUCCCGUCUCUCCGGAGGUUGGAUCUGGGAGAAUUGAAAAGGCUUUCAUAUAUCUCAGAAGGUGCCUUUGAAGGUCUGUCCAAUUUGAGGUAUUUGAACCUUGCCAUGUGCAACCUUCGAGAGAUUCCUAACCUCACGCCACUUGUAAAACUGGACGAGUUAGAUCUUUCUGGGAACCACCUGACUGCCAUCCGGCCAGGUUCCUUCCAAGGGUUAAUGCAUCUUCAAAAAUUGUGGAUGAUACAGUCUCAGAUUCAAGUGAUAGAAAGGAAUGCUUUCGAUAACCUUCAGUCACUUGUGGAGAUCAAUCUGGCACACAACAAUCUAACACUGCUGCCUCAUGACCUGUUCACACCACUCCGUCUAGAAAGGAUCCACUUGCAUCACAAUCCUUGGAACUGCAACUGUGAUAUCCUUUGGCUCAGCUGGUGGAUUAAAGAUAAGGCACCCUCCAAUACUGCAUGCUGCGCCCGUUGCCACACACCUCCCAGUUUGAAAGGAAGGUACAUUGGUGAGCUGGACCUGAAUUACUUCACAUGUUAUGCUCCGGUCAUAGUGGAGCCACCAGCGGACCUCAACGUCACAGAAGGCAUGGCUGCAGAGAUGAAAUGUCGAGCAUCAACCUCCCUGACCUCUGUAUCCUGGAUUACUCCAAAUGGAUCUGUUAUGACACACGGGGCAUACAGAGUUCGGAUUGCUGUGCUCAGUGAUGGCACAUUAAAUUUUACAAAGGUAACUGUGCAAGACACAGGUUUGUAUACAUGCAUGGUGAGUAACUCUGUUGGGAAUACCACAGCUUCUGCCACACUGAAUGUGACUGCCCUGGAUAACCCUGGUUACACAUACUUUUCAACCGUCACAGUAGAGACUGUGGAACCUUCUCAGGAUGAGGCACAGACCACAGAGCAGGUUGGGCCCACACCAGUUACCAACUGGGAGACCACUAACAUGACAACCUCACUUACUCCACAGAGCACAAGAUCAACAGAAAAAACAUUCACCAUCCCUGUGACGGACGCAAACAAUGGGAUCCCAGGAAUAGAUGAGGUUAUGAAGACUACCAAAAUCAUAAUUGGUUGUUUUGUGGCUAUCACUCUCAUGGCUGCUGUGAUGCUGGUAAUUUUCUACAAAAUGCGGAAACAGCAUCACCGGCAGAACCAUCAUGCUCCAACACGGACUGUAGAGAUCAUUAAUGUGGAUGAUGAGCUUACAGGUGACACACCCAUAGAGAGUCACUUGCCCAUGCCAGCAAUAGAGCAUGAGCACCUAAAUCACUAUAACUCUUAUAAGUCUCCUUUCAACCACACAACAACAGUUAACACAAUAAAUUCAAUACACAGUUCAGUGCAUGAACCGUUAUUGAUCCGAAUGAACUCAAAAGACAAUGUACAAGAGAAUCAAAUCUAAAACAUUUAUGACAGUAUGGGGUGGGGGUGGGGGUGGGGGACAACGACAGACAGUUUAUAAAACAAAUGACACAAAUGACUGGGCUAAAUCUACUGUUUCAAAAAAGUGUCUUUACAAAGAAAAAGAAAUUUAUUUAUUAAAAAUUCUAUUGUGAUCUAAAGCAGACAAAAUUAUGUGUAUUCCUCAGAACCUGUUUUUGCUGCACUUAUUUACCGUCCUCCUUCCCUUUUUCCUCCCCAACGUACCAUGACUCCCAUUUGCCAUAUUUUUCAUAGGAGAUCUUGAUUCCCUAAAAGAACUGGUCUAGGAAAUUUUGUAAGAAUUCUGUUACGCUUUGGGAACUUUUAUGGUGAAUUCUAGUUGUGAAAUUUGGUCUAUUUUGUUGUUUAUUUUUCUCUUUUUUUCUUUUCACACGCCCUUUUGAAAUUAUUCAACAGGGAAUGGUAUAUUAGCAGCAACUUUACAAGUGGGAAAAAGAAAUAAACAAACCUUUUUUUCUCAUGUAAUGACCUGCUUUGCAUUUACCAAAAGGACCACUCUGCUGUGGAGAAGUGGGGAAAAGUAAAAAAAAAAAAAAAAGAAAAAAAAAGGCCAAGAAAUUAAUUUACUUGUGCAAACAUGUGAAACCCAUGAUCUUUUAAACAAUUCUAGAACCAGAAUUUGUAGUUCAAACACUAAACUAAGAUUAUAAAUAAAAUAUUGUUUUUUCUGUAUGUGGAUAUAGCUCAUUUUUAGUGUGACUUUAAACCAUCAAAAGUUUGUUAAAAUUUUUGCAGUAUUCUUCUGUGAUGGUCCGAAACACAAUCACUUUAAAGAGAAUAAUUAAAGCAUUUUGGAUCAUUACUGAAGAAUAGCGUAGUUUUCAUUUUAUUACAUGUAAACAACAUACUGGCAAACAAGGAUGCUUGACUCUUAAUGCAGAAUUAUGAUGAUUCAUUCUAACAGUAUUUUCAUUUAUCUCCUUUAUGUUGAGAGAAAUAUUCCACAAUACCCAAAGUUCUACAAAAGUUCUGUGAAGAACUUACUAAACAAUGCUGAAAAGCUUUCUUUUUUUUUUUUUCCUGUUAUCCAUAAUUGUCAAUAAGAAAAAUUCAUCUUUCUUUCAAAGCUAGUGUUUUCCAGGUCAGUUGUUUUGGUAGUCCUUCUAGGAGUAAAUAUAAAAUUUGUUUAGAUAGCUAUAAUGCAUAUCAGAUCUGCAUCCCUGUGUACAAAAUGGUACCAAAAUGCUAUUAAAGGAAUAACUCACAGGAAGAAGUCUGAGGAUUUUGGUUUAACAAAGAAGAAAAAUAGAAAAAACAGACUCAGCCACAUCAGCAGAGAAUAUAGGUUACUAUAACUUGCAUGACAAAUUAAACUUCCUUAGAGUAGCUAGUUUAUGUUACAUUGAUUUAAAAUCAUUUACGAAUAGGAAAUGUGCACCCUUUUGCUUCCUAUUGAUAUGUGUCCUCUGGUUUUACCCUACUGGUAUGGGAAUGGUGUAUAGCUUGUAUGCUGAAAGCGAAAAGGACAGUUUUGCAUAAGAAAACCAGCUGUCAGGAGACUAGUCCUCUAGAUGUAGAAUUUCUGCCGGAUAAAGCUACUUCAUGUGUUCACGAGUGAGUAGAAGAAUUUUAAGAAGAUUUAGGUUAGGAAAAAUAAUCUUAUGUAUCAGAUCGGAAUGUCUUUUCACUGAUUUCCUUACUUAACUGACUAUGAGUUUCAGAGUCCUCUGCAAGGUAAAUAAUGUUCUUAGUUCUUAUCAAAACCUCUUUGGGGCAUUCUAGUAUGCAGGAGUAUGCAAGGUGAAGAUCCUACUGAACAGUAUAAUUCUCUUCUGUAAAUUUAAGAAGGAAUAUCUACUGGAAAGGUUGAGAGGGUAAAUAUCUCUUAUAGGAUGCACAAUUCUCAAGGUUGCAAGUGAACAUUACAGGAAGAAGACCUGAUUUAAAGAGAACACUAGAGAUAGGUGACGAUGAAUCACACUCUGCAAGGACUCUGAUAAGUAUAAUGCAGAAUGAAACCCAAAGUCCUAUAAUAAUCUCAAAGAAACAUUUGGCAAGACAUUAUCCUUUUGAUGUAUUACAUGAAAAAUAAUAUCUACACUAAGGGAAUUUUAAUAGAGGACAAAGAUAGACCUGAAUGUGAAAUACUGAAAUCGCCAUUCCUAGCUUUACCUUCUGUUUCUUCAAAGUGCAUUAGAGCAUUUCAUUGGUGAUCUCUUUAAGCAUUGUGAUAAAAUCUGUGCAGAAAGAUUGCAAGUACGCUGCGGUUUGUAUUUUGUCCAGUGUAGCCUUAUGACCAAUGCUUAUCUGACAAUAUAUAAAAAAAUUAUUUCUAAGAAACCUAAAUCUUGGCCAUCUGUAAUCAGCAGGUUUAUGUUAGAAAAUGAUGACUACUCUCUAACCAGUAUUUGUUAAAGCACUUGUGGUCACCGUGGUUUUAUAAGCAUGCAGCUUUUACAAACUCCUGAAGAUUAAGUGGAAGAGGCCUUAAAGGAAAAAGGAAUAGCUAUUGCAAAGCGGGACACAGAAUCAGUAAAGGUCUUUAUUCCUCUUCAAAUUAAUACAAAAUAAUGUCAGUGACUGCUUUAAAUAAUAGAUAUAUUCUUAUUGAGUGUUAAUCAUUCAUUUAUUUUGGCUAAUCAAAUAAAAAAACCAAAUCCUUCAGAUACUCCUGUUUGCUCCUGAUAAGGCUAAAUAAAAGGGAUUUUGGUGUGUUUUGUUGAGAGACGAUAUAUGUGUUAUGUAGAAACCAUACUGGUUAUAUCUUCCCCAGGGAAGAAACAAUUUUUCCUUCUUGCAACCUUAGAUUAUUUGUGCUUCCUUCCUACUUCUGUAACACACCUAUUACUUCUGCAGAUUAACUAGGUGUCAGAGAACCUAACAACUUAAGCUACGAGCUGAGCUCUGCACUAACGUGAGAGGCGCGCUCUGCAGUCUGUUUUUGCUGCUCUGGUCGCAUGUGACUGCAGCCUGCUACUGCUCCUGAGACUACGAUGUUAAGAACCAAGCAGUGGAUCCCUGUAUGGCAGAGCACAACUGCUAGAAAGCUGUAAUGAAAUUUCCCUUGCAGGUAACAUACUGGAUGGGAUAAGAUGUAAAAUAAAUCGUGCAACAAAACUG